Messenger RNA from Hippocampus zosterae (dwarf seahorse), 2576 nucleotides. Its product is annotated as serine protease 27-like. Gene Ontology annotation, molecular function: serine-type endopeptidase activity. The transcript is spliced from 9 exons. NCBI's taxonomy places the organism in Eukaryota, Metazoa, Chordata, Actinopteri, Syngnathiformes, Syngnathidae. The record is from RefSeq and is a predicted model, not a curated record. Bases 37 to 1422 code for a protein of 461 amino acids. Gene Ontology annotation, biological process: proteolysis.
UUUAUAUAUAUAUUUUAAGGUGGUUGAGGUUGGGCUAUGCCAUUUUUGCACUUGGAAGUGAUGGAUGAGCUCAUGUUGACGAACGCAAUGCUGCUACUGCUGCUGGUCACAGAAUGUGCAGCGCAACCAGAUGUGUGCGGGCGGGCCGUGCUUAACAACCGCAUUGUGGGGGGUCAGGAAACUUCCCAGGGUGACUGGCCCUGGCAGGCCAGCCUGCAGUUUGAUACGGGGAAAUACUUCUGCGGGGCGUCGCUCAUCAACAGUGAGUGGCUGCUGUCGGCCGCACACUGCUUCAUCAGAAACAUACCUAUGAUGGCGGUUUUGGGUCUUCAGAGCCUGGAGGGUCCAAAUCCGAACAAUGUAAGCCGCAGCAUUGUCGAGGUCAUCUAUCACCCCAACUACAACUCAAUCAGCUACGACAAUGAUGUGGCCCUGGUGAGGCUGUCCUCGCCUGUACCCUUCAAUGACUUCAUUGGGCCCGUCUGCCUGGCCGCCAAAGGAAGCACCUUCUACUCCGGAAUCGAGAGCUGGGUCACCGGCUGGGGGAAAAUCGGCGAAGGAGUUCCUCUACCGAGCCCCAAGAACCUGAUGGAAGUGAAGCUUCCCGUGGUGGGGAAUCGCCAGUGCGGGUGUGACUUCAAAUCGCUGAGAAAAAUCACAGACAACAUGAUUUGUGCGGGUCUGAGGGAGGGAGGAAAGGACGCCUGUCAGGGUGAUUCUGGCAGUCCAAUGGUGACCAAGCAAGACUCCAAAUGGAUCCAGAGUGGGGUGGUGAGCUUCGGACAAGGUUGCGCCAGGCCAAAGUUACCAGGGGUCUACGCACGGGUGUCGCAGUACCAGGAUUGGAUCAGCAACCAUACUGGCAAUGACAACUUGCCAGGGUUCGUCACCUUCACGUCCCCGGGAACUGACCCAGACCUGGAGGUUAGCUGUGACGACGCGAUGCCGACCACUUCGACCGGGACGCCCAUCAGUCCCGGCAUGCCCCCACCGGUGUUGUGCGGGUUCGCCCCACUGAAUGAGCGCCAAUCGGGUUCCGGGUCGGCGUCUGUCGCGGCGGGCGACUGGCCCUGGCUGGCCCGUCUGUAUUGGAACGGAACUUACGCAUGUAGCGGCACGUUGGUGGCGCAGGACACCGUGCUUACCAGUGCAGAGUGCAUCGCACGGUCCAGCACAGUGUCCAACUGGACUGUCUUCCUGGGUGACUCCAACAGUUCUGAGACGGCGGUGGGAGUGAUCGCUAUUAGAACCAGUGCACGGUCAGGUCCGAAUGUGGCGGUCUUGCAACUGGCAUACUGGCCGGAGCUGUCAAACUUCAUCUGGCCAAUCUGCAUUGACAAUGGCCAGAUCUUUACCACUGGCUUCAUCUGCUGGGCUGUCGGAUGGAAUGCUAGCCAAGGAGGAGGCAUGUGCACGACUUGAAAUGAUUUUUGAAUCGCUCCUAUUCCAAGUAUGCAUCAUGCCAUCACCCCCUUGCAUUUUUUUUCAGUCAUUCUUUUUCCUGUUUCGAACUUUAGUGGCGCAGUCCUUGAUGGAGGUCCCGACAUCACUGCAGGACUGUGGGAAUGUGUCGUCCGCUGAGAACAUUUGUAUCAAUCAUCUGCCACUGGACCAGACAAACUUUAGCGGGCCGUUGAUGUGCCAGCUUGGGGGCUUUUGGUAUCAGGUGGCGGUGCUGGAGCACACCAACCAUACAGUACAAAACGAUCAACUGACUGUCUUGCCCAGACUCAGUGGCUUCAGCAACUUCCUGAUGACGGAGGUGGGGGAGGUGUUGUCCCCCACCAACUCCAGCUCAGCGACGCCGCCCCUCCUCAGCCAGCUCCUGGUGUUCAGCACGGGCUUGCAAAUUGUCCUACUGAUCCUGUGCCACUGAAUGAAACGGCAAUUGGUCCCUGCCAAGUGUCCCAGCCGCAAUGUGAAUUCCAGUUUAACUACUUAGAUGAUUUAUGCGAAUACCAAGCAAGUUUAUAAAUUCCUUUUUCUCUCAGCAUUAAUUUAUAUAUUAAUUUAAACUUGCACAGAAAUAAUGGCGGGGUCCGGGGGAUUGUCUUCCUUGACAGAAAAUGUGAAAACAUUUAAUUUAUGUUUUGUGCUGUUUUGUUGUUGUUUUACGUUGAAACGGAAGAAAUUUCAUCCGUGUUGUUGCACACAUUUGACAAUAAAGUUGUAUCAAUUCAAUUCAAAAUUCAAUUAUUUAUGUGCGGCCCAGUGGUUGACAGUUUAGCAUGUUGGCUUCACAGUGCAGAGGUGCAGGGUUCAAUUCCGGUUCCAUCUCCCCUGUGCCUGUGUGGGUUUUCCCCCCACAUUGCCCCAACCCAAAACACUUAUUUUUGUUUUUACAUCACAGCUAGCAUCGAGUCACACAACCAAAUACACAUCAAGCAUUAUUUGUGUUAGAUUAGGUGAUGCUGCUAAUCUUUGUUUCCAGUGUGCACAUCAAACUCUUUGUGAAAGUCUUUUGUGUUUAAGGCCUGUACGAAUAAACUUCACUAGAAUAUAGUCAAAGAAAGAAAGUCACAUUUAUUAACAUUGUACGGUUGAAUGUCAAGUAUAAAAAAAUAAAAAACUUUUAA